UCUCUCUACACACACACUUUCUCCAUCUCACACUCACACUCUCUACGUCCACACUUGCUGUCUGCUAAAUAACAGUGUCAGGAAUAUCAUCUAUCAUGGUGGGCUACUGUCCCAUCUGUGGGAAACCCGUCUACUUUGGUGAGAAGAAGAGGUCGUUGGGGCGUGACUACCACCCUCUGUGUCUGAAGUGUCAACAGUGUCAGAGACAGUUGACCCCAGGACAACAUGCAGAGCAUGAUGAGAAGCCCUACUGCACUAACUGUUACAUGAAGACGUUCAGUCCCAGAGCAGGUAACAGGAGAAUGAUGGCAUACUGUCACAGCUCAGCCUCAUCUUCCUCUUCCUCCUCCUAGGAACCAGUCUGACCAACAAAACAACCAAAAUACAACCUAAUGAAAACUAACAGCCUAUCAACAAGGAUCUAUGUUCAACCAACCUGACAUUCAGCCAACAAGCCAAUGACUAAACAACUAGGCCCAACAUUCAACCAACCAACCAAUGUUCGACCAACCAAGAAAUAACCAAUAGACAACCAACCUGACAUUUAAUUAACUACUAUCCAACCAACCUGACAUUUAAUUAACUACUAUCCAACCAACAGACAUCAGUCUCACUCUGAA
Coregonus clupeaformis (lake whitefish) is the source of this 620-nucleotide messenger RNA. RefSeq names its product cysteine-rich protein 2-like. NCBI's taxonomy places the organism in Eukaryota, Metazoa, Chordata, Actinopteri, Salmoniformes, Salmonidae. Gene Ontology annotation, biological process: intrinsic apoptotic signaling pathway in response to DNA damage; regulation of gene expression. The transcript has 4 exons. Bases 96 to 353 code for a protein of 85 amino acids. Gene Ontology annotation, molecular function: zinc ion binding. The record is from RefSeq and is a predicted model, not a curated record.